Molecule: messenger RNA, 1542 nt
Organism: Thamnophis elegans (Western terrestrial garter snake)
Lineage: Eukaryota; Metazoa; Chordata; Lepidosauria; Squamata; Natricidae
Gene: AQP1
Product: aquaporin 1 (Colton blood group)
Exons: 4
Coding region: 249-1058 (269 amino acids)
Biological process (GO): renal water transport; carbon dioxide transmembrane transport; hyperosmotic response
Cellular component (GO): membrane
Molecular function (GO): glycerol transmembrane transporter activity; water channel activity; carbon dioxide transmembrane transporter activity
Source: RefSeq, a predicted model, not a curated record
UUAACAGUGAGCAAUAAGCUUGAGGUUCUUUCCUCUCAUUGUACAACACCCUUCCCUCCUCCUGGCCACCCAGAACCCUAUAAAUAAUUCGUCUUCUCCUGUCUUUCUCACUACCCAGUUUUUAAGGCAGCAGGAAGCCAGCUGAGGAGGCUACAAGAGGACCUGAAGAGAAGGGGAGAAAGGAAAGGAGAAAAGGGCAAAGAGGAGAAAGAAGAAGAAGGAGAAAGAGAAGAAGAAGGAAGAACACCAUGGCUAGUGAAUUAAAGAAGAAAGCGUUCUGGAGAGCUGUCGUGGCCGAAUUUUUGGCCAUGAGCCUCUUCAUCUUCAUCAGCAUCGGCUCAGCUCUGGGUUUCCAAUUCCCCGUGAUGGCCAACAAGACCAUCACGCCCAUUCAAGACAACGUGAAGGUCUCCUUGGCUUUUGGCAUCUCCAUCGCCACCAUGGCCCAAAGCGUGGGCCACAUUAGCGGAGCCCACUUGAACCCGGCCGUGACCUUGGGUCUCCUGCUCAGCUGCCAAAUCAGCAUUCUCCGGGCAGUCAUGUACAUCGUGGCGCAGUGCUUGGGCGCUGUGGUGGGCACUGCCAUCCUUUCUGGCAUCACAUCCAAUCUGGAAGGCAACUUGUUGGGACUCAACCAGUUGACAAAGGGGGUGAAUGCUGGUCAAGGCCUGGGCAUCGAAAUCAUUGCAACGCUGCAGCUGGUGCUUUGUGUGCUCGCCACAACGGACAAGAGGCGAACGGACGUCUCCGGAUCAGCACCACUGGCCAUCGGUCUUUCCGUAGCCUUGGGUCAUCUACUGGCGAUUGAUUACACCGGUUGCGGCAUUAACCCAGCACGCUCUUUCGGCUCUGCUCUGGUGACCACUAACUUUGUCGACCACUGGGUCUUCUGGGUUGGCCCCUUUUUGGGGGGUGUCAUCGCAGCUCUCAUCUACGACUUCAUCCUGGCACCCCGAAGCAGCGAGAUCAGAGAGCGCAUAAAAAUUUGGACCACCGGAAAUGUGGAAGAAUACGAACUGGACGCCGACGACUCGCGAGUAGAGAUGAAACCGAAAUAAAGGGAAGAGGAGACUGGGAAAACGAAGGCACCCAUUUCUGAAAACGUGCUCUCUCUCUCUCUCUCUCUUUUUUUUACACCUGCAUCUGUUUGAUCAGUAUUAUAGACUCUUUCUAAAACAACCUGCCAUUUUUCCAAAUGUUUUUUUUUGUGUAAGCCACAAUGAUUUUCCUUCUUUCUGUGUUUUUUAUUUUUUAUUUCCUCCCCAAAUUUCUAAACUGGGGGGUGGGGUGGGGAUCAUUUUGGGAGAAUUGAAGGGAGAUGUUUCUGGAGGCUGGUAUUUUUGUUCUGGAGCCAAAGGGAUAGCUGCCUUUGGGGGGGAAAAAAAAAACAGAUCGUUUUUGUAUUAUUUCAGCCCAGGAAGAGUUUGCCUGCAGCAGGGAAUAAAUAUGGAAAUAUAUCAUCCAGAGAGAAAGAAAAAAGAUCUUAGUCUAAGACCCAGAAAUUCGAUGGAAGAAAAUAAAUUUGGUAGAGUUGUAUUUAAG